This is a messenger RNA of Talaromyces stipitatus ATCC 10500, 2439 nucleotides long. RefSeq lists its product as uncharacterized. Bases 1 to 2439 code for a protein of 812 amino acids. Gene Ontology annotation, biological process: secondary metabolite biosynthetic process. Lineage: Eukaryota; Fungi; Ascomycota; Eurotiomycetes; Eurotiales; Trichocomaceae. The record is from RefSeq and is a predicted model, not a curated record. The transcript has 4 exons. Gene Ontology annotation, molecular function: protein binding; acyltransferase activity, transferring groups other than amino-acyl groups.
AUGCCCUAUUAUGUAGAAAACAUCGAUGAGGAUCAACGCGCAAAGCAAGAGUCUACCACCAAAGUAACAGGCGCAAUGGGGUCAACUACGUAUCUCAUCCAUGCAGAUCCCAGCUUCGAAGGUGUCUAUCAGCUAUCUCCGGCUGAUCUACAGAUUCCUGCACGGGGUAUUAGACAAGCAUUCGUUUAUUCAACAGAAAAGGAAACUCCCCUCGAUGAGACCAAGGCACGCCGUCUAAUUGCCUCCCUUCAAGAAAGUCUCAAAACACUCCUUAAGCCCUUCGAUAAAGAACAGAUAGGUUCAAUAACAUAUCCACAGCUGCUGGGUAGAGUCGUCCGUCCUGACGGCAAACCACCCUACAUCGCAGUUGAGAAGUCCUCCAAUAUCCCAUUCAAAGUCGCAUAUAGAUUAGACAUCGACUUUGAGAGUUUGUCCCCCGAACAACAUUUUCCGGCUGAUGCGAUCCCCAAGACCGAUUUUGCCACGGGACUCGAUGAUAUCCAGUUCCUGAGUCAGCACAACUGUGCGGUGCAGUUGACUUUUAUUAAUGGAGGGUUUGUCCUGGUUUUUCAAAUUCACCAUAUCAUUACGGAUGCAUAUGGAUAUGUGGGAUUUAUGCGGCAGUGGCUCCAGAGAACCAAGGUGUUGAUGGCUGACGGCCCAUAUGAAGACGGAGUUUCUUCGACAGUGACAAGUAAUAUCCACGACAAGACAGAGCUUUUGAAGGACUUCGAUGAGUCAUUAUAUGGACCAGAUGAACUCCGCGGCUUGAGUAAAUGGAAGACAUUGUAUAAGGAAGCACCGGCAGCGAAAACGAACCCUUUCAGCGGGAACGGUGACGUCCAAAGCAAGAUCUUUCGGUUCUCCAACGAAAGCCUGGAGACACUCAGGGCAGAAAUGCACACGUAUACCGAAAACCGACCUACUAUUUUCGAGUCGGUUAUGGCCCUGACAUGGCAAUGUCUCGCUCGUGCUCGAACAGCACCUGAGACAUCUGUAGAGUCGACGACAAGCAGCGGAUUCUUCUCAGCCGAUAUGCGUCAACGCCUAGUUCCUCCCUUGGCAACUGACUUUUUCGGUAACGCUGUCACCGCGGUGUUGGCUCGAUUACCUCUUUCGUCCCUGCUGGAUCCCACAAAUAUAGCCACAGUCAUCAGAGCGAUUCAAGAUACAUUGAGAAAAGAUGCCACAGAUCCAAAUUUGAGGUCAAUCAAUAAGUAUAUUUUCAGUCAGUUGAGGGUUGGGAAAAUUCCUCCCAACGAUCUAUUGGAGAGAGAUGUGUUCUUUAAUUCCUGGGAGCAUCUCUACCCCAGUCUUGACAUUAUGGAUAUCGGUGUGGGCAGAUUCCGUACGCUGAGGUAUCUGAUGGAUUCUCCUAUUACGCCGUCGUAUGUUUUGAUUAUGCCGUCGUAUGGAUUGAGGCAGAAAUCAACAUUAGCGGACUCAGGACAGUAUCCUGGAGGGAUUGAGUUGAAUGUCCAGCUUCUGCGACAUCAGAUGGAGAAGCUAGAAGAGGAUGAAGAGUGGGCUCGGUACCAGAACGCCGGUGAUAUUCAUGAAGAUUCAGAUUCAAACCCGGACUCCGAGUUUGUGGGCGAAUAUGCUCCAUCUCCGUUAAUAAAAAUUGUGAAGCGCAAUGAUUUGGCAGGAGGGUUUGGAGGAGUACAACCAUUUUACAUUGCUAUCACGAAUGAUAACCUAGAUACUCUUCGUCUACUGCUUGAAUUCUGUCCUUCUUCGCUCAGCGAGGGUCUCAAAAAUCGACGACAUAGAUUGUUAUCAAUUUUGGAUCUCGCUUGUAGGGGAGGUGAUUUUAAAACGACAAGAUUUUUGCUAGACAGAGAUCCCCGGCUGGGUGUAAUGUUUGGUAGGGAUAGUCACGGUGGAAGUGCCUUGUGUCUGCUACUAGCCCACCAUGACGUGCAAGGCCCUACUCGAGAUCAAGCGCGAGACCAACUUGCCAGGGGGGAAGCUUUUACAUACGAGCUCAUUGAACGAGGUGAUCCUGUACGUGAUGCUGUUUCUAGAAUGAAACACCCAACUCCAGGAGAGAUACCACCGGUUGUGAAAACUGUCCUCGGCGAAGUUGUCAUUCGAGGCAGUCCGCAAUUAGUGUCUCGCCUUAUUGCUGGAGGGGCGAAUGUGCAUGAACGACAAUUUGGAGCUGGCGAUACUUCCCACAUUAUGGAUCUGGGCUCGGGCUCCAUUCCACUGCACAUAGUUAGCGGCCAUUGGAAUCUACCGGCAGCUAAAGUGCUACUCGACAAUCAUGGAAGCCAGAUCAGUAUUGCAGAAAUGGUAUCCAUGCGUGAUAGCGAAUUACGUCUACCAUUGCAUUUGGCAGCUCGAAGCCUCGUUCAUUGGGCUAAUGAGGAUGCUCUUCCUGUUAAUGAGACACAUCCCAACUUACAGGUCCAAUCUAGUUGGUGCAGUGAAUAA